Ostrinia furnacalis (Asian corn borer) is the source of this 2419-nucleotide messenger RNA. It is a transcript of the gene NGR-A10, whose product is annotated as neuropeptide receptor A10. The transcript is spliced from 3 exons. The record is from RefSeq and is a predicted model, not a curated record. NCBI's taxonomy places the organism in Eukaryota, Metazoa, Arthropoda, Insecta, Lepidoptera, Crambidae. The coding region runs from base 307 to 1608 and encodes 433 amino acids. Gene Ontology annotation, molecular function: neuropeptide Y receptor activity; neuropeptide binding. Gene Ontology annotation, biological process: G protein-coupled receptor signaling pathway. Gene Ontology annotation, cellular component: plasma membrane; neuron projection.
CUUUUCUAGAUACCCGUUACACAUCAUCAGUUACCAACGUCCGCCACACACGUAUCAUUUUAAAAGAUAAUAUCAACGACUGACAGCAUGGUGGUAUGAACAAAGACGCCAAACAUGUUAUUUCAUAAAUCGAUCCAAAUCUUGUGACAAUAGCACAAAAGAAAGCACAUAAAGACAUCUUACAACACUAUGAGACGCACUGACUUCAAAGGGGAGAACAUAAUAAAUAGGAAUAAGCAACUUGUCAAACACGAUGACAGCAAACCCGGCUGGUUUAUGAUGCCACGUUAAAAUCAAAGCGGAAUUAUGCCGACCGAAGAAUGGGCCACAGAUGAACCGUUGUACAAUGACAGCUUUAGUACAUUCACCGAAAAUAACCACACGAACGCCACCGACCCCAUCGAGGACAAAGCAAUCCAGGCGGCGUUUUGCGUCGCUUACACCAUCAUAUUCGUCGUCGGCAUCUUUGGAAACGCCCUAGUAUGCUACGCCGUCAUCCGAAACAGAGCUAUGCAAACCGUCACUAACCUCUUCAUCACGAACCUCGCAUUAUCAGACAUAUUGCUCUGCGUAUUUGCAGUACCGUUUACACCUCUUUACACUUUCCUAGGAAGAUGGGUCUUCGGCGGCUUGCUAUGCCAUAUCAUGCCGUACGCUCAAGGAUGCAGCGUCUACAUUUCCACUCUAACUCUCACUUCAAUAGCUAUAGAUAGAUUCUUCGUUAUCAUCUACCCUUUCAAGCCGCGGAUGAAAAUCAAAACUUGCAUUGGUCUCAUCAUCUUCAUCUGGGUUUUUGCUCUAUCAGUCACAUUCCCGUACGGCUACUACAUGGCCUUGCAAGACGUUUACUGUGCCGAACAAUGGCCGUCGGAUCAAAUACGAAAAGCUUUUGGGGCUGUCACCACUAUAAUGCAAUUCGUCCUACCAUUUAUUGUCAUGGCAUUUUGCUACACAUGCGUCAGCGUAAAACUGAACGACCGCUUAAAAUCUAGACCAGGAAGUAAAAACAGUAAGAAAGAAGACGCAGAAAGAGAACGAAAGAGAAGAACGAACAGGAUGCUUAUAGCAAUGGUGGCCAUCUUCGGAUUGUCGUGGCUGCCGUUGAACUUGAUAAACAUCAGCAGUGACUUCUACUCGUUAGCCGAAGACUGGACUUAUUACAUGGUGUUAUUUUUCGUUGCGCACUUCAUAGCUAUGUCUUCCACUUGCUAUAAUCCGUUCUUGUACGCGUGGUUGAAUGAGAACUUUAGGAAGGAGUUUAAGCAGAUACUGCCUUGUUUAGGGGCGUUAGUGACCAAGAAGUCUAAGCGAAAAUUUAACCAGUCGGAGAGAACGGGUGCGUUUCGUUCGGAGAAGACCUGUAAUGGGAACGAGACGGUCCAAGAGUCGCUUCUGACGUCAACAGUGAACAAAAUGCCGUCGGUUAGAUACAAAAUCGAAUUUAAUGAUAACCUGAAGGAAUUUGAUGAUGAGGGCAUUGAGAAUAUUAGCCCGGACGAGAAGCCCGAGGGCAAUCCAAGUCCUAACGAAGACUGCGUUAAUAUGUACAUGUUUGUUGAUAAGUCCGUCGUAACUUCGGAUAAGGAGCCCAUCGUGUCGGCGCUAUAACUUCAUGGCGUUUUCCAUUCGAGUGACUGCGGCAUCAACUUGGAUGAUUUCAAUAAUUUUAAUUUAACCUCAUUUGCAUUUAUAACAAUAGAGUUUAACACAGUGAGUUUACUCUGGAGUUUAAUCAUAAAUGUAUGUACCCGUAUAUUUAAAAAAAAUCAGCACGAAAUCUAUCUAAUAAAUUCCCUAAAAAUGCAUCUUCUAACUUCCUGUUAGUUUUUAAGGGCAACCCCUUACCACCCUGUAGAUAAUAUUUAACUAUCUGGUUCUGCUAAAAGAUGAGUAAGAUAGAUGAACAUCGAAAUAAUUGUUUGAACGAUGUAAACCGUUAUUAGUUUAAAAUACAAUCACCAGUGUUCGUCUCUUAUGUAAAGAGUAAGAUCAUUUCUUAUUUCCUUGAUUAUAAAAAUAUCAAAGUAUGUAGGUAUGUACCCAACAUCAUCAUAAUAUUAAUAACAUUGUAUCAAAUUCACUAAUUUCUAAUGCACUCUACAUAUACAUUGUAUAUACAUAUAAGACCGCCAUGAGAGAUCAGUGUAACAUAUAAAUGUUAUGUUCCUAUUAUCUGAAAGUAUCUAAUGUAACAUAUAGUUUUAAGUUAUUUAGCUUUGUAAAUAAAUCAUCAUUGACGUUGUAAAAAGCUAGUAAGUAAGAUUUUUCUAGUAAAUAAGUGUGUAAAUAAAGUAAAAAAGUGCUUACAUCAAUUUAAAGUUCGGAAUGAACUGUGAGCCCAUUGGUGGAAGUACUUUUGCGAUACCUAGGUUAGAACUAGAUUUAAACUAUGCUAAAACUAUUUUUGUAAAUGUAAAUG